Lolium rigidum is the source of this 860-nucleotide messenger RNA. Its product is annotated as NAC domain-containing protein 90-like. Gene Ontology annotation, biological process: regulation of DNA-templated transcription. The record is from RefSeq and is a predicted model, not a curated record. Gene Ontology annotation, molecular function: DNA binding. Lineage: Eukaryota; Viridiplantae; Streptophyta; Magnoliopsida; Poales; Poaceae. The transcript is spliced from 3 exons. Bases 1 to 774 code for a protein of 257 amino acids.
AUGACAACUGGUAGUGGCGAUCUGUUUGCCGCCACGCCGGGUUUCCGAUUCUACCCCACGGAGGACGAGCUUCUGGGCUUCUAUCUCCGUCACCACCUCGCCGGCACCACCGGGCCGAACGUCCACCGCGUUAUCCCCGUCGUCGACGUCUACAGCCACCACCCUUCCCACCUCCCAACUAUGGCGGGGGAGGCGAAUGUGCGCGACGCCGAGCAGUGGUUCUUCUUCUGCCCGCGCGCGGAGAGAGAGAUGCGCGGCGGCCGGCCGGCGCGCACCACGCCGUCGGGUUACUGGAAGGCCACGGGCUCUCCGUCCUACGUCUUCUCCUCCUCUUGUUCGGCAAGCAGCAAGGUCAUCGGGGUCAAGAGGACCAUGGUCUUCUACCAAGGCCGAGCACCCGCGGGCUCCAAGACCACGUGGAAGAUGAACGAGUACAAGGCCGUCGCCGACGACGAAGAAGACGACCGCAACGCGACGGCCGGACACCAGACAGCGGCACCUCUCAGGCUGAGGAACGAAUUCAGCGUCUGCCGGGUGUACAUCAGCACGGGGACGCUGAGAUCCUUCGAUCGCCGGCCCCUCAAUACCCCCGGCAAUGGUCAAACGGCGGCCCGGCAGCAUGCACCGUCGGUGGCGACCGCCAAUCUCGCCAACGACCGCGUCACUGCAAAUACCGGACAAGCCAAUAAUACUCAGGAAUGGAGAUUGCUGAGUGCCACUGCUGUUGACAAUUUCAGCUUCGACAUGGAUUUCAAUCAACUCCAGUACUAUUGACUUGUUGAGCAAGAGAGUAUGACUAGACAUUUGAUGAGAAACAAAAAAAUUCAGAGGGGAAAGCUUAUAGCAUGUGGCCUACACAA